Molecule: messenger RNA, 968 nt
Organism: Daucus carota subsp. sativus
Lineage: Eukaryota; Viridiplantae; Streptophyta; Magnoliopsida; Apiales; Apiaceae
Product: very-long-chain aldehyde decarbonylase CER1-like
Exons: 3
Coding region: 210-968 (252 amino acids)
Biological process (GO): sterol biosynthetic process
Cellular component (GO): endoplasmic reticulum membrane
Molecular function (GO): C-4 methylsterol oxidase activity; iron ion binding
Source: RefSeq, a predicted model, not a curated record
AAUAAGCACUUUUUUUAAGCUUAGCUAAACGGCCCCUGUAUAAGUCUCUGAGCAAGUGUACGGUCUUUAGUUAUUGAUACUACAUAUAAAAAAUCUAAAACAGGGAUGAUCAAAUCUUGUUGACCGGGAUAUUCUUUUAUCUGGGAAAUUUGACUGUAAAGGGAGGAGCUAAUCUGCCUCUAUGGAGGACUGAUGGUAUACUUAUCUUGAUGUUGCUUCAUGCUGGACCUGUGGAAUUUUUCUACUACUGGCUUCACAGAGCUUUACACCACCACUACCUCUACUCUCGCUAUCAUUCUCAUCAUCAUUCCUCUAUUGUUACCGAACCCAUUACAUCUGUGAUUCAUCCAUUUGCAGAAAUGAUAUCGUACUUUAUCCUGUUUUUCAUACCAAUGAUCACGGUGGCACUGACGGGGACAGGCUCUAUUGUUUCAUUCUUUGGUUAUAUUACUUACAUUGAUUUGAUGAACAAUUUGGGGCACUGCAACUUUGAGCUUAUUCCUAGGAAGCUCUUCACCAUCUUCCCUCUUCUCAUGUACAUCAUGUACACACCCUCCUACCAUUCUCUGCAUCACACACAAUUUCGAACCAAUUACUCUCUUUUCAUGCCUUUCUAUGACUAUGUCUACGGAACCAUGGACAAAUCUACCAACACGGUAUAUGAAGCUUCACUUAAAAGAGAAGGGGAGUCUCCCGAUGUUGUACAUUUAACGCAUCUAACAACAUCAGAAUCCAUCUAUCAUCUUCGGCUUGGAUUCGCCUCCUGGGCAUCAAAACCCCAGACUGCUUCACAGUGGUACAUGAAGUACUUGAUGUUGCCUGUGACAUGGUGGUCUAUGAUGGUUACAUGGUUUCAUAGUCGAGCAUUUGUGACUGAGAGGAACACUUUUGAAAAUUUGAAGUUACAAACAUGGGCUAUUCCCCGAUACAAUAUACAUGUAUGUUUCAAUCCCCCAUUUUGUUGUUAA